AUGGUAAAAUCAGAAGGAACCGACAACGGCCGCUCAGCCCAAAGAAACAAAUACUACAAAUUCGACAGUGCCGGUCGGGGCCGUGGUGGCGGGCGUGGCGGACGAGGGGGGCGUGGAGGGAAGCCAAGUGGUCCGGGACGUGAACCAUUAGAAGACAAGGACAAAAGUCAAGUGGCAGCCCCGGAGAAGGUCUUUGUUUUGACAAAGUACCGCGAAAAGCCUCUCCCAGAGAUGAUCACCUCCCCCGGAAUAUUCAUCUCCACCACAAAAGACCGCGAAAAAGCCGCCGAGCUCGAGCUCUUACAAUACCUCGAAACCAUAGCCGACGAGCUUUAUCCCGAGACGGCGGAAGCAGCCGUCAAGCCAGAUGAGGAGAUGGAUUUUGAAGAGAUGUUGAAAAAGGAUUUGGAUUCGAUGAAGGAGGAUGGGGAAAAGUCAAAGAGGUUUAGGCUGUGUUUGAGGGAAGGAUUUUGUUUGCUCUAUGUGAAUGUCCUCCCGCCGCUAGAUCCUCAUAGGAUCGUCCGAUAUAUCCUAGAACAAGCCGAGUCCACAGGAAAAUACCCUCUCAAGCAUUGCAAGAGACUAGUACCCAUCCCAGAAACCUCCGGCGCAACGCUCAAACAACUAUCCGACCUCGCCGCCAAAAUCGUCAAACCAGCAUUCGACACGCCAGACCAUAGAUCAUUUAAAUUUGCAAUAGACACAAACUCGCGCCACUCUGAAAAACUCGAAAGACUAGACAUGAUCAAGACCGUCGCUGAGCAAGUCACAAACCUGGGGCAAGGGCAUGUGGUGGAUUUGAAAAAGCCGGAGAAGAGUGUUAUUGUUGAGGUUUACAAAAAUAAUUUGGGGGUGACAGUUUUGGAAGAUUUCGAUCGGUUCAAAAAAUAUAAUCCCGGAUCAGUAGCCACUCAAGCGUCUCUCAGGCUUUCCAAAGCCAAAGCCGCGUCCAUCUCAAACCCUGCCGAGCCUUCCACAUCCACAUCCACCACCACCUCCGCAUCCGGUCCGAAAGCAGAGCAAACCCAGACCCCGUCGAAAGCCCAACAAGCACACGAACGAAGUCGCCGUCGUGCCUCCCAAAUCGCCCAUGCCCACCCUUCCCCUUCUGCCGAGUUUGACGCGCCUCCAGCAAAGAAGACAAAGACAGAGACAGGAGCAGAUGGAGAGGGAGAGGGAGAAGACGGAGAAUGGAUGAUAACGGAGAAAGACGUAGAAAAAGGAGAACUUGUGGAAGGUGAAAAUGGAGAGCAGCUGGGGGAUGGGUUUGAAGAGGUUAUUGAGGGUGGGAAGGUUUUGAGGUAUCGGAAAGAUGAUUCGUCUGUCUAA
Messenger RNA from Cryptococcus wingfieldii CBS 7118, 1329 nucleotides. RefSeq lists its product as hypothetical. Bases 1 to 1329 code for a protein of 442 amino acids. Gene Ontology annotation, molecular function: RNA binding. The record is from RefSeq and is a predicted model, not a curated record. Gene Ontology annotation, biological process: tRNA modification. The transcript has 7 exons. NCBI's taxonomy places the organism in Eukaryota, Fungi, Basidiomycota, Tremellomycetes, Tremellales, Cryptococcaceae.